AUUUCUUCCGCAGUGCAGACUUGCGGGCCGCCAUGUCAGUUGCCCAGUAGACGCGGUCGCUCGCGGAAGCUUUAGUGCGCGUAGUGCGAGGGGGGCCCCGAGUGUCAGUUCCAGUGCUCGCUCUUACACGUGACAGUGCCGCCGAAAUCAGUGCUUCCCAUUCACCUUCAGUGUAUUAUCAAGUGCUCGCUUUUCGCCCUGGAUAACCGAAUUUUUUUCAAAAAGGAUACUUGCGUUUUUGAGGCGUUAGACAGGCGAGAUCGAGGCAAGUGAAGAUCGGGAGGUUCCGUUGCGCACGUUGUCACUCGUCAAAGAUCUUCGGGGCGCACAUGGUCUGCCUGGUUUUGGCGAGAUUUUUGGUGAUUUUUGCCGCGGGUCAAUGAAACGAAGCUCAAUGACCUCGGCCCGGAGGAAAAGCAAAAGUAAGAAGGCUCACUCGUGUUCCUUCCCAUCGGAAGAGCACAUUUUGGCCGGUUGGGCCUAAGACCAGCAUGCACCUGGCCAUCUUAAUAACAAGCGUCUUGUGUUUUUUUUGGCGACAUGGCAACUUCCUCACGCUGGCUGUCAAGCCCGGAUUUCUGGACUUCGACAAUCUACCAGAUACGAAUUUCUCAUGCGAAAACAAAGUUAUUGGUGGAUACUACGCUGACAUUGAAACAGGGUGUCAAAUGUUUCAUGUCUGCACCCUCGGACAAAAAGGAGAAGUGACAGACAUCAAGUUUUUAUGCCUUAAUGGCACAGUGUUUGAUCAAGAGACAAGAGUUUGUGAACGACUAGAUGAGGUAGACUGUAGCAAGAGCGAAAGUUACUUUGAUCUCAAUUUAGAGCUUUAUGGCAAUAGCGGAGGUGGCUUUGGAAUUGAACCUGAAAAUGAAUCAGUUGGUACCAAUGAUAAAGAAGAAGAAGAGGAAGAAAAGUGCAAUGAAGAUGAGGAGGAAUGCAAAUCAGAUAAUGCUGACGAAGAAUUUGUGGAUGAAUAUGAUGACUCAACUUUGCCUCCGGUCACCACCACUACAACAACUACCACUACCACAACAACAACUCCACGGCCUACAACGGCGAGAGUUAGCUUUACAUCGAGACCAACCUUUAAAAUCACUGUACCUCAAACGAUUCAAUAUCCACCGAGUCCAUCCCAAACCACCCCAUACAAUUCCAACUACCCUCAGAAUUUAGAAUAUUCUCCGCAGAGUUCACCGGAAACGAUUGCAGCCUUACUUGCUUUGCACAAUGCCUUUCAAGAGAGUUUGAAGCACCAUGAUGUACCUAAACAAUUACCUGCUCAAGCAGCAGUAAAACCUCCACCUAGACCUCUCAGCGGGCCGACCCCAAAACAAAAGGAUGCUCAGGGUCAAGCUAGACCAUCUCAGUCAGCAACAAGAUUCUCAGCACCUUUCCCUAAUACAAAGCCCUCUGGCUUUGCUAUCAGCAAUUACCAUCCUCCAAGCAGUCAACCACCUCAGUUCCACUUUGAUACGGCCCCCGUCUCGAAACCUACUUUCACAUCAGAACGCUUUGGUACGCCUAACUUCCACCAUGGGUUCCACAUAAGCAGUCAAUCAAGUCAGAACCCAACGCGGCAGUUUCCAUCAUUCCAACAGCCAAGUUUGCGAUAUUUUGAAGGGAACAAGCAUCCAGGGUCUCUAGCAGGAGGAGCCGCACCUAAACCUUUUAGCUACUCUCAAUUACCAAAUCAAGACGUAAAUCUACCUCUCAACGAACGAAAGCCUCAUAGUUCACUCCACAUUGGACAAACCGAAGGUAUCACAGAUAGUGAGCAGGAUGAAGAGAUUCUGGAAGAUGAAAUUUCUGGACAGAAAAGUCUAGAGACUCAUUCUAGUUUCGUUCGGGCUAUUCCUGAGAGUCCAAAACAAGCUCGAAAAGUUGUCUUUCCAUCGCUGACGACGCCAGCUGUAUCAGUAGUACUGACAACCAGUUCUGUUUCCUCCUCUAGAGCACAAGUUAGUGGAAAAAAUUCCCCUAGUGCCAUAAUUAAGACGCCACAAAGCUCGGGACAGUCACUGCCUAAGCAUCAAUCCAUUAAACCAGUUUCUUUGAAUACACAUAAAAACACAACUAUAUCAGUGAGAGGUGAAAAGCCAAAAACUCGUCCAACUUUCUCCCAAUAUCAGGAUGAGCAUGCCAAUUAUGAGACGCUUUUUACCGAUGUUUCAAAAAUUAGGAGUAAAAGAAACACUCUUCCUCUGAGCUCUAAACAAAAUGUAUCCAUUCACGACCAAACAUUGGACACAUCCAAAAUCCAUAAAAAUCUUCCUAUGCAGGAGGGUGAAACCAAGCCAGAGGAUCUCGAUUCUUUCAAAAGAACAGAGGGAGAAACCAAAGAAAUUGCUCAAAUCUGUACUAAUAAUAGCACUUUUAAAAGUACAGAGUUAGGUUUAGGACAAGGACCAGACAUUUCAAAAAUGUUGAAGAAUACAACUAUUAGCUCAAAGAAAAAAGAGCAGAGAUUUCUUUCAAAAACUAGCCUAAAAAAUUUUUACAAUGUAGAUUUUGAAUUAAUACCCUCUAUGACAACUGUUAUGAAACCUGUAAAUUUUAAAGUUAAGAAAAAGCUACCUUUAGUGAAGAGUCCAGACUAAAAAAUGCAUUGUACCUAUCCUUUGGAUAACUACCUUUGAAACCGACUGCAAUACUUAAAGUGCCAAAGAUCAAAGAGGCUCAAAUUUUGUCUAGUGUAAGGUGAAGUCUCUUUUGUUUGUUAUCUGUCCUAGACAGCUCAAGAAUUAGGAAUUUAUUGAUUUGAAGCUACAAAAAAUUCAAAACUAAGAAGUUAUUUUUGGAUUUUGUUGCUUUAACCCUCUAAUUAUGUAUUCUCUGUAGAUUUACUGAAAUUAGCGGCAGUGUCUGUACAUUCGAAGAGGAAAAAAAUUUUGAAGCAUACUCAAAAGUGAUGGGUAUUUUAAAUUUCUUUUUGUGUAGAUAAUUUGAUCCUACAAUUUCAACCAUUAAUUUCAAUUUACCUCAUCAUAACGCAAAUAAGUUUGUAAAAUGGUGAUAAAAGUUGAGGACCUUUUCUGAUAAUUUGAAUCUUAUGCAAGAAAAAUGAAUUUUUGAGAAAUUAUGAAAAAUAAAUGACAUACAUUAGGAAAGUUGAACUUUUUGGAAGUGAUUUUCCUACACCCUGAGUUGAUUCACUACAUCAGUUCCAGGAACAAUACAUUUUAAUGCAGCUAAAUAUCAUUUCCUCCGAGUGGCCGAAGUCUGUAGAGAAGACUUUCAGGUUGCUUCAAUAAAAUUAAAAUUCAAAGAAAGCUGUUUUGACUUUGUUUUAAUUCAUAGUGGAAAAAAUAUGAUAUGCUAUGCUGUGAGGCAGUGGCUGAUAGUAGCAGUUUACUUUACUUGUCAAUUCCUUUGUUAAAAGCAUCUAAGACAUUGAGAGUUUGUACAUUUGUUUCGUUUUUUCCUGCAACCUCACCGCCAAAAAUUAAAACUUAAUAUAAUGCCAUACACAAAUGAUA
Bemisia tabaci is the source of this 3479-nucleotide messenger RNA. RefSeq lists its product as uncharacterized. The record is from RefSeq and is a predicted model, not a curated record. NCBI's taxonomy places the organism in Eukaryota, Metazoa, Arthropoda, Insecta, Hemiptera, Aleyrodidae. Gene Ontology annotation, cellular component: extracellular region. Gene Ontology annotation, molecular function: chitin binding.